This is a messenger RNA of Solea senegalensis (Senegalese sole), 3561 nucleotides long. RefSeq names its product mitochondrial elongation factor 1 (gene mief1). Bases 1 to 1440 code for a protein of 479 amino acids. Gene Ontology annotation, biological process: mitochondrion organization; positive regulation of mitochondrial fission. Lineage: Eukaryota; Metazoa; Chordata; Actinopteri; Pleuronectiformes; Soleidae. The transcript is spliced from 4 exons. Gene Ontology annotation, cellular component: mitochondrial outer membrane. The record is from RefSeq and is a predicted model, not a curated record.
AUGGCGGGGGUGAACGGAGACCGUAAAGGGAAGAAAGAUGACAAUGGGAUUGGCACAGCCAUUGAUUUCAUGCUUUCUAAUGCAAAGCUUGUGCUGGGGGUGGGAGGAGCAGCCAUGCUUGGCAUUGCAACACUAGCUGUAAAAAGAAUGUAUGACCGUGCCAUAAGUGCUCCCACUAGCCCCACCAAGAUGGAGCAGACUGGCAAGAGAAGCUGGGAAGAGCCUGCUUGGAUAGGUUCGUCACCACGGGUGCUGAGUCAUGACAUGAAAUCCACAGUUAGCAGGUCACUACAGUCUCUGCCCACUUCUUCACAUGCUUUUGAACCAGACUCUCUGCGUAGAGCAGUAGGUCGAGCUGCUGUGGGAGGUAAAGGAGCCACUCAGUCUGAACUGCUUAGAGCCCGGAUGCGUUUGUCCUUGCAAGAACAUCUGUGGGAAUUCUAUCAGCAUAAUGUAAUCAUUCCUACUGAGGAGCAGGCUAUGGCCAAAAGGGCAGCACUGGACAUCUGUGCCGAGCUCAGAGUCUUUCUUCAUGCCAAACUCCCUGACAUGCCCCUCAGAGAAAUGUACCUGAGUGGCAGUUUGUAUGACGACCUCCAGGUGGUUACAGCGGACCAUGCCCAGCUUAUGGUGCCUCUUAUCUUGGAGAAGAAUCUGUGGUCGUCCAUCCCUGGAGAGGACACCAUCAUGAAUCUCCCAGGUUUCUGCCUCGUUCGUAGAGAAAACUUAGAAUAUUUCCCCCGGAAUAGCAGCUACUGGGACCGCUGCAUGGUCGGAGGUUAUCUCUCCCCUAAAACAGUCCUCGAGGUCUUUGACAAGCUGGUGGCCGGCUCCAUCAAUUGGCCAGCUAUAGGGAGUGUUCUGGACUACAUCAUCCGUCCUGUGGUUCCCUCAGAAACACUGACCCUGGAGGUACAGUAUGAGACGGACAGGAAGCUGUAUGUGGACUUCUUACCAUUACUGGUGAUGGAGGACGGCACCUCACUGAUAGCUAAACCCCAUCGGCUUGCUGCAGAGCGCCAUGAAAACCUGUGGCGGCAGAGCUUCCGUGUGGCUGAGACGGCUCGGCUCAGAGCUCUGGAUCAGGAGGACGGAGGCUGCCGAUGCAUCUGCCUAAAGGUGGCAAAAGCGGUAUGCAAGCUCAACCCUGCACUCAACCGGCUCAAUGCCAGCCAGCUCACCAACACCAUUUUGUUGCUGAGUGAAAAAGAAGGCGACUGGACCCAGGAGGCACUGGCUGAGCGCUUCCUCCAGCUGCUGCGGUCACUGGUGGGACACCUUGAGGCCGGGAGGCUGCCAUGUGCCCUGAGCCCAAAAGUUAAUUUAUUCUGUGAGCUGACGGAAGAGGAAGUGGACGAGCUGGGGUACACGCUCUACUGCGCCCUCUCGGAUCCCGAGGGGCUGCUGAGAACUGCUGUGGCGCAACCACCUAGUCCCUGACAACCUUGUCACUGCACAGCAACAUGGAUGGAAAUGUCAGCCCACUGUUGUCUGCAUGGAAUCAUCCUCUUGUCUUAAAACAUAUCAUCUCUCAAUUUCUACAUGCCUGUUCACGAACAUCUUGUGAGAAAAUAUGACACGGAGUUGCAGUUAUUUGGUGUUGAUCGGUUUGACACUAAAAAAACAACAACUAUAUCAUACACAUGAAAGCAAAGGGUCAAUGGAAAUCAUGGUUCUAACCAAAACCACAACAUUGGGCAUGCUGUUGGGGCCUAAUACACUGAGAAGGAGGGGGUGAAAACCUGGAUUGAUUCAUAUGAAAUGGAUAAUGUCAUAUUUAUGCUCUUUUUAACUGGAGCGAUUAAGGAAUACAGGCAUGUCUGAUACUUUUGUGGUUAUCAUUGACACCUGUUUUCAGUUGGGCCUGUGUGAGGAAUAGAAUGUAAUGUUUGUGUGUAUUCCAACCUAAAAGCUAAUAAACUGUUGAUCAGCCCAAAGGACUCAACAUUAUUGAGGAAAAAAAACAAACGGCAGUGUUGAGCAAUUUAAUUCAUUUUUUUUUUUUUAUAAAAAAAAUUAUUUAAACAGUGACCAUGUAAUGUUCAAGAUGAUUUACAUGGCUCCUGGGAUUCUUGAAAUCAAAUUAGGCUGUUUUGGAAUAUGUGCAACUUGCAUGUGCUCACUACCUAAUCUAGGAAAAAAAAGGGGCUGAUUAUACUAAUUAAUAUUUCAAUUUAAAGCCAUUCAAGAACAGUGUGGCGUCAAAGUCUUUCUCCUCAAAAUGAAAUGGAACUUCCCAUUUGAAAGUAUACAGUAAUAUCAUUCAUGACAAAACAGAAAUGUAGCUCCAUGUUUAUCAUAGUUAACUUUGACGUGGACAGGAUAUGUUUCCAUGUGACUGUGUUUCAUAUAGAGCAGCUCUUUGUUUGUCGUGCUGAAAAGAUCACAUUUUGUUGCUUGGGUACACACGUCUGAAGAACUUCAUUAUACUUAACUUUGCACUGUCUAGAAAGAAACUAAUAGUGUUUCAUUUUGACACUUUGUAAGUGCCGUUUAUUGUUUUUUCCUUUUAUUUUUCAGUUUGUAUUCCAGCUCAGAUCCACUUUAUUUACACACACACACACAUAGACUGUUAAAUAUCAUACACACUUCUGUGGGCUGGGUGUAUUGUAGCAGGUUACGACACUUUUUUUGAAACUACAGUAUCUGAAAUCAACGAGAGACGAGAACACUGCUCUGCUGGUGAUGACUUGCAGGGGUUGUGCAUUUGUCAUGUGGUUAAUUACGUCUCAGUGUUGACCUCAGCUACUUUAUUUAUUCCAGUGAAUACAUGGAGCCAGUUCUGUAGUUUGUUUUCACCUGUUCUCAUUACAAGCACACGUUAAACUCUUGAUUAACUGAAGCUCCUGAGCUGGUCCAGUCUGUCAUUAACAGGUUGCCAGACAUGGAUUAGUGCAGCAAGUGACUGUGUUACACGGUCCUGUUAUUUGUCAGUACUGGGGUUACAUCAGCUGUGGUUGUGAUACAGAGAUUAUCACCACCAUGGGGCUGCCUUUUAUGUAACAGUCUUAUGUUAGAUUGGCUUGAUCCUCAGUGGAGCUUCAUCAAAUUAAGUUCCAUCAACUUAAUUUGUACGUCAACUGUUGCUGUGCUGCAGGAGAUAGUGGGUGGAGUCACUGCAGUACAAGUUGCUUCUCAUGAUAAGGGGAUUUAGAGAUCAAGUGUCUCAAUUCCGUAUGUUGUCAAAUCGGUUAAAAUACUCUUAGUAAUAAUGGAGAAACAGGUUAUUUUUAUAUUCAUUGUAACCAAAACAAAGUUAUUUAUUUGCACCGGUUCCAUUUUACAUGGCUUGUGCGUCUCUGGAUGUAUGGACAUCAGCGGUAGAUCUUUAUGUGCAUAUUGAGUGUCUUCCUUUCACCUAGUUUAUGCUAGAAGUUACUACUGUGCCAAUGUGAGGGAAGUCACUGUGCCUCGUGUUUUGUGUUAUUGUAUAAAUGGAACCAAAAAAAAAUGGAUCACUACCUCUACAUUGUGCAUACUCUAGCCAUAUGCUGUAUUUUUCCUUUUGUUCAGCUUUGGGGGUCAAACAGUGCAGCGCUUCAUUAAAUGUUUUAAAUGACA